CCAAUGUUAAAAUUGAUGUGAGUUAAGGUGUGUUGGAGUAAGACACUUCAAAAUGUCGGGUAUUGCUGGGACGAGUGCGAGAGAUACAGAGAUCAGGCUGCCCAGAGCCACCAAAGUAAAAAACAAACAGCCGGCAUCUCAGCAGAUCACUGCUGAACAGAUUCUUCGCGAGGCCAAGGAGCUUCAGGAGCAGGAUUUCAAGCCGCCAAAGCAGAAGAUCACAGACCAGACCGAGCUAGAUGAAUACCGCCUGCGCAAGCGCAAGGAGUUUGAGGAUCUGGUUCGCCGCGUGCGCUGGAACUCCAGCAUUUGGGUGAAGUAUGCACAAUGGGAGGAGGGCCAGAAGGACUUCAGAAGGGCUCGCAGCGUGUGGGAGCGGGCCUUGGGUGUCUCAUACACCAACCCCACCACCUGGCUCAAAUAUGCGGAGAUGGAGAUGCGGCACCGCUUCAUCAACCAUGCGCGCAAUGUCUGGGACCGCGCUGUCUCCCUGCUCCCCAGAGUCGACCAGCUGUGGUACAAGUACAUCCACAUGGAGGAGAUGCUGGGGAAUGUGCCGGGCGCCAGGCAGAUCUUUGAGCGCUGGAUGGCUUUCGAGCCGGACCAUCAUGGCUGGAUGGCCUACAUCAAGAUGGAGAUGAGGUAUAAGGAGAUGGACCGGGCGCGCAACAUCUUUGAGCGCUACGUGCGGUGCAUACCCACGGUAAAGUCGUGGGUGCGCUUUGCCAAGGCGGAGAUGAAGGAGGGUGAGGUGGCCCGCGCACGCUGCUGCUACGAGCGCGCCGUUGAAGAACUUGGCGAGGACGCUCAGACGGAAGAGCUCUUCAUCAAGUUUGCAGAGUUUGAGGAGAAGUGCAAGGAAAUCGACCGCGCGAGGGCCAUCUACAAGUAUGCCCUGGACCACAUCCCCAAGAGCCAAGCGGACACUGUGUACCAGCGCUUUGUCGCCUUUGAGAAGCAGCACGGAGACAGGGAAGGCAUUGAGGAUGUGAUUGUGAGCGAGAGGAGGUUUCAGUACGAGGCGGAUGUGAAGCGGGAUCCCUUGAACUAUGACUCCUGGUUUGACUACAUCCGCCUGGAAGAGUCUGCUGGGCAGCCUGACCGGGUGAGGGAAGUCUACGAGAGGGCGAUUGCAAAUGUGCCACCAGCAGCGGAGAAGCGGUAUUGGCAGCGGUACAUCUACCUCUGGAUAAACUACGCGCUGUGGGAAGAGCUGGAAGCGGAGGAUCCUGCGCGGACUCGAGAGGUCUACAAGGCCUGCCUCGACCUCAUGCCCCACAAAGCCUUCACCUUUGCAAAGAUCUGGAUCAUGGCGGCGCACUUUGAGGUGCGGCAGAGGCAGCUGGGCGCGGCGAGGAGGCUGCUGGGCCGCGCGAUCGGGGUGUGCCCCAAGGCAAAGCUGUUCCGGGCCUACAUAGAGCUGGAGCUGCAGCUGGGCGCCAUCGAGCGCGUGCGCACGCUGUACGCCAAGUUCCUGGAGUGGGCGCCCGCCAACUGCGCGGCCUGGUGCAAGUUUGCUGACCUGGAGCGUAGCCUGGGGGAGCUCGACCGCGCGCGCAGCAUCUUCGAGCUCGCCAUCGCGCAGCCCCUCCUCGACAUGCCCGAGGUCCUCUGGAAGUCGUACAUCGAUUUUGAGAUCGCGGAGGGGGAGAGGGAGCGGACGCGCGCGCUGUACGAGCGGCUGCUGGACCGCACGCGCCACGUCAAGGUCUGGAUGAGCUACGCCGCGUUUGAGGCCGCGCCCCUGCCGCUGCCCGAGGACGACGACGAGGACGCUGCUGUCGCUCGCCAGCGCGCUGCGCAGUCCAGCGCCGAGUCCCCCGCCAGCCGCGACGUCCAUGCGCGCGCGGUGUAUGAGCGGGCGUAUCAGAGCCUCAGAGAAACGCAGCCGGACGCCAAGGAGGAGGCGGUGAUGCUGCUGGAGGCCUGGCGAGCGUUUGAGGCGGAGGCUGAGUCGCACGGGGAGGCGCAGCGCGUGGCAGCCAUCACGGCAGUUGAAAAGAGAAUGCCCAAACGCGUCAAGCGGAAGCGGCCGAUCAUUACGGAGGAUGGGGCAGAGGCAGGCAUGGAGGAGUACUUUGACUACAUCUUCCCAGACGAGGCAGCUGCUGCGCCCAACCUCAAGCUGCUGGAUGCUGCGCAGCGCUGGAAGCGGCAGAAGGUCAUGCAGAACGGGGACGAGACAUGACAGCACUCUGUUAGAUAGAAGUACUGUGUUGUUUUGAGCUGAUCUUACAUGGUGUGCGUUUCCUCUUGCAAUGAGCUGACAAUGUUGAGGACCAUUGCCAACAUUUUGAUGAGACUCUGGUGAUGCAAUAGUCUACAUCCAAGAU
Coccomyxa subellipsoidea C-169 is the source of this 2333-nucleotide messenger RNA. RefSeq names its product TPR-like protein. Gene Ontology annotation, biological process: spliceosomal complex assembly; mRNA splicing, via spliceosome. Gene Ontology annotation, molecular function: protein binding. NCBI's taxonomy places the organism in Eukaryota, Viridiplantae, Chlorophyta, Trebouxiophyceae, Coccomyxaceae. The transcript has 12 exons. Bases 53 to 2188 code for a protein of 711 amino acids. The record is from RefSeq and is a predicted model, not a curated record. Gene Ontology annotation, cellular component: post-mRNA release spliceosomal complex; precatalytic spliceosome; U2-type catalytic step 2 spliceosome.